Messenger RNA from Striga asiatica, 534 nucleotides. The record is from the annotation of a GenBank genome assembly. NCBI's taxonomy places the organism in Eukaryota, Viridiplantae, Streptophyta, Magnoliopsida, Lamiales, Orobanchaceae.
UUAUCCAUGGUUUCAAGGCUUAAGAAUGAACAUUUUGUGGGUUUGCUCGGCUACUGCCUCGAACAAAACAACCGAAUAUUAGCCUAUGAGUACGCCACAAAGGGUUCUUUGCACGAUGUCUUGCACGGCAGGAAAGGGGUGCAAGGGGCUGAACCGGGUCCCAUUCUUACAUGGAAUCAGAGAGUGAAGAUAGCAUAUGGAGCUGCGAAAGGGCUCGAGUUUCUGCACGAGAAAUGUCAGCCGUCGAUCGUUCACCGUGAUGUAAGAUCGAGCAAUGUGCUUCUGUUUGAUGAUUUCAUGGCUAAGAUAGCCGAUUUCAGCUUGACCAACCAGUCCUCGGAUACUGCUGCUCGUCUGCACUCGACUAGAGUGCUUGGAACAUUCGGAUACCAUGCUCCCGAGUAUGCAAUGACAGGGCAGAUAACUCAGAAAAGUGAUGUGUACAGCUUUGGAGUUGUUCUUUUAGAACUUCUGACAGGUCGAAAGCCGGUAGAUCAUACUAUGCCCAAAGGCCAACAGAGUCUUGUUACUUGG